Molecule: messenger RNA, 864 nt
Organism: Bolinopsis microptera
Lineage: Eukaryota; Metazoa; Ctenophora; Tentaculata; Lobata; Bolinopsidae
Product: S-formylglutathione hydrolase-like
Exons: 1
Coding region: 1-864 (287 amino acids)
Biological process (GO): formaldehyde catabolic process
Cellular component (GO): cytosol
Molecular function (GO): S-formylglutathione hydrolase activity
Source: RefSeq, a predicted model, not a curated record
AUGUACGAGGUAACAGAGACGUCACGACAGAAGUACUUUGGAGGGGACCAGUGUACCUUCAAGCACUGGAGCAAGGAGCUCAAAUGUGAAAUGAACUUCUCGGUGUACUUUCCUCCGACCUACUCCGCCGAAUCUGAUAAAUUUCCUGUUCUCUACUUUCUUUCCGGCCUAACCUGCACCCACGAGAACUUCACUAUCAAGAGCGGAAUGCAGAAGUAUGCAGCUGAGCGAGGGAUGGUGGUAAUCUCUCCGGACACUAGUCCUCGGGGUUCUGAUCACCCGGGGGAACAUGAUCACUGGGACUUUGGUUCAGGGGCUGGGUUCUAUCUGGACGCUACUAAUUCUCCCUGGAAUGGGAACUACAGGAUGUACUCUUAUGUAACCAAGGAGUUGGUGGGGACCUGCGCUGAGAACUUCAAUAUCAGUGAAGAGAAGCGAGCACUGUCGGGGCACAGUAUGGGGGGCCAUGGAAGUCUGGUUAUCUGCCUCAGAAACCCAGACAUGUUCAGAUGUGUUACAGCCUUCGCCCCGAUCUCCAACCCAACCAAGGGGCCAUGGGGGAUCAAGGCUUUCAGCAACUACUUAGGAGAGGACGAUAUAAUGUGGCCCUGUUGGGAUGCAACUGAGUUAGCUAAAAAGUUUCCAACUUCAGGGGUAGAGCCUCUCAACAUGUUGGUGUGCCAAGGAGAGGAGGAUAGGUUCCUAGAGAAGGAGUUGUUGACACAGAAUUUUAUUGAUGCAACUAAGGGAAACCCUAGCUUUAACAUAGACUAUAGACUGAGGCCGGGGUAUGAUCAUAUGUAUCCUUACAUUGCUACUUUUGUGGAGGAGCACUUUGAUUUUGUGGCAAAGUUUAUUUGUUAA